Messenger RNA from Fusarium pseudograminearum CS3096, 2346 nucleotides. RefSeq lists its product as uncharacterized. The transcript has a single exon. Gene Ontology annotation, molecular function: preribosome binding; RNA binding; ATP binding. Lineage: Eukaryota; Fungi; Ascomycota; Sordariomycetes; Hypocreales; Nectriaceae. The record is from RefSeq and is a predicted model, not a curated record. Gene Ontology annotation, biological process: ribosome biogenesis. Gene Ontology annotation, cellular component: nucleus. The coding region runs from base 1 to 2346 and encodes 781 amino acids.
AUGGACGGGAAAAAAGUUGAGUCUCUGAAUCUCUCAACAACGGAGUCAGAGGCAGAGAACAUGACGAUCGGAGCGAAGAGGCCACGGCCGAACCUUCAAAAAGGUCUCGACCGCGACGUAUAUCUAGUUUUGAAGAAGCUCGAAGAAACCUCUAACGACGGAAAGCCUUUCAAAUCGACCACAGCCGUAUACGAAGCCAUCAAAAGGUCGAAUUCUAGCCUUAGUCGGCAGAAGAAGCGCCCUCUCGAAGACUCCAUCGAUCGCGCGCUUCAGUAUCGCAAGGAAGAACUGGGAGACGACUCGAGCGAUUCGGAAGCCGAUCUCGAAGAGCCGCCUAAGCCUGACGACGACCGUUUCCUUCUCAACAGGCAAAUGACGAAGCAUUGGCAUGCUCCAGCUUCCCAAGCUCCUCAAGACACCGCACCUCAGAGCACUGCGCCUCAAAACCCGAACGAGGCAGCACGCGCUGCCAAGAAGCGCCGUGUGCAAGAGGAUGGAGAGGAACGCUCCGGCGCCGUUACACCCAAGGGCGCAUUGACCGAUACCGAUGCUGCGCCAGCAGAAAAGCAAGAAAAAAUGCCUUUCAAAAAAACACAAAAGUCGAGCCGUCACAGGGUCGAGCACCCCACCGACGCAGUACAGAUCGGCGGCGUAGCAGACGUUUACACAGAACUCUUCAAGCAGACACACAGCCUCCUAAAAUGGCCAGAGCUGUAUGCUACCAAAAACUGGCGCAAGGUGCCGGGUAUUCUCCUUUCAGGCCCUGCAGGAACAGGAAAGAGGUCUUUAAUUAAAUUCCUCGCGUCAAAAAUUGAAGUGCCGAUCGUAUCACUUACCGGAUGCUUUGAAGACCCUGAGCGCCUGGAAAGAAGCCUAAACGAUGCAAUCGAAGAAGCUAUGAGGUUAGCCCCUUGUAUCCUCUUCAUUGAGCAAUUGGAGUGGCACAUGUCGAAUCCCGGAAGCAAAAGCCACAGCGACAGUCAGCGCCGGAAUGUGAUUCAAUUCAUGCGACAGAUGCGACGGAUCGAGGCGGAACAAGACAAGGAUAGGCAUAUUCUUGCUAUAGCUACAACGUCACGAAUCACCGAUGUCGACCCUGCCGUUUUAAAGACAGGCUUGUUUGAGCGCACAGUUCAGAUGCGGAUACCAGACCCUGAGGCCCGCGAAGAUAUCCUCAGACUGGUCACGAAAAACAUAAGCUUAUCUGAGGAAGUCAAUUUCAAAGAGUUGGCCAAGAUAACACACGGAUUUGUCGGAGCUGAUAUCGUCAAUGUUUUGACCAUUGCAGAGCAAGAGGCGGCAGAGCGCCAUAUGGACCUCAGCCUGUGCCAGCAACACCUCGAUCAAAGGUUUUCUACGGAUCAUGAUCAAAUACUCCCGGACCUUAUGGAGCUUGAAAACGUGCUACCGUCCAGUCUCUUCCCCAAGCCACCUGUUAUCGCCCUGACACAAGAAGACUUCAAGAAAGCCAUCAAGAACUUUGUGCCUUCUCUACGAAAGGACGGUUUUACAGUUGUGCCCAACAUCACUUGGGAUCAAGUCGGUGCCCUCCAGGCCGCCCGCAAGCAGCUCGAGUUGUCUAUUAUCGGCCCCAUCCGUGACCCUGACCGUUACCGUCGUCAUGGUCUUCGCCGCCCAGCAGGCUGCCUUCUCUGGGGUCCUCCUGGAUGUGGAAAGACGCUUGUUGCGCAAGCUGUUGCCAACGAAGCCCAAGCCAGUUUUAUUCUUAUUAACGGACCGGAACUUCUCAACAAGUAUGUCGGUGAAUCGGAGCGCGCCGUACGUGAGCUUUUCAACCGCGCACGCUCAUCUACCCCCUGCAUCCUCUUCUUUGAUGAGAUGGAUUCCCUUGUCCCCAACCGUGAUAAGACGUCCAACGAGGCUAGUACUCGCGUUGUCAAUGCUCUCCUUACCGAACUCGACGGUGUGCAAGACCGCACAGGUGUGUACGUUAUCGGCACGACCAACCGCCCGGAUAUGAUCGACCCUGCUAUGCUCCGUCCCGGUCGCCUCAGCAUCUCCCUCUUCCUCGAUCUGCCGUCCCCCAACGAGCGAGUCGACAUCCUGCGCGCUAUCUACCGCACAUGUCAUCCCGAUGCAGCAGUCGCCGAGCUUGAGAGGCUAGAUGCUGUGGCUCGCGAUCCUCGUUGCACCGACUUUAGCGGUGCUGACUUGGGUGGACUACACGAAAAGGCAGCCGAGAGCUCACUUCAACGGGAGGAAGAAAAGGCCGACAUGGGUAUCGACGAGGUGGAUUGGGAGUAUGCGUUGUCAAGGUCAUACAAGAGUGUAACGAAUCCAGAGACGUAUCGCAAGAUGGAAGCGAAGAUGAAAAAGACACAAUAG